Molecule: messenger RNA, 1509 nt
Organism: Hyphopichia burtonii NRRL Y-1933
Lineage: Eukaryota; Fungi; Ascomycota; Pichiomycetes; Serinales; Debaryomycetaceae
Exons: 1
Coding region: 32-1183 (383 amino acids)
Biological process (GO): anaphase-promoting complex-dependent catabolic process
Cellular component (GO): anaphase-promoting complex
Source: RefSeq, a predicted model, not a curated record
AAGUUUCACCCUUUCAAGACCAGAAAUUACCAUGUAUACCCCUAACAUAUUCCCCAAUGACAUCUUUAGCCUUUGGGGAAAGGAAGGCUCGAACAAUCACUCCAGACUAUACGAAGCUGAGAAUAGAAGACAACAUAAUCUCAGUACCAAUAAUCACGCUAAUCAUCACAACCAGAACGGCAGUAGUGAGUCUAAUGAUCAAGCUGAGGAGCAAAGGGUUUAUCUUAGGUCUCUCUUCGCUCCUCCUUUAGUUGCUUAUUCUGCAGAAUAUCCUGGUGCUAGUUUAUCACAAUUAGAAUAUACUAUCAAGACUCAAAGCUCGGGUGGACUAAAUACACCCCUUCUAACACCAUUAACUCAACGUAAGUUGGAAAGGACAAGAAGAAUACGGAAUUUGGGGUAUAGCACAAUAGUACCAAUUGGUAUUGAUAAAACAAUGGAACGAAUUGAUUAUGAAGAAUCAAGAAGACACGCUAUGAAUGAACAAGAAGAUCAAUCAUUUAUUCAAACUGCAGAAAACAGCACUUCAAAUAACAUGUCCACACCAGCACAGCCGGCUGACUCUUCGGGAAUUGGUAUGAACAACUCUACAUUGGGAGAACAACGGGAAGAAGUUGAUCUCGACGCACAAAUUAUCAAUUCUGAUGAAUACCACCAAGUUUCAGAUAACUUUGAUUCUGACGAUGAUGAUGACGAAGCAGAUGCAAUUGGCAACACCCGUUACGAAGCCACUAGUGAUGAUGAACAAGACAUAGGUUUUGCUGAUGAUGUGAUUAAUGAUGACGAAGGAUUCAUGGCCGAUGAAGUGGAAUACCAAGAUGAUCAUAGUAUAAAUAAUGAUUUAGGAUCAGGCGGUCUUUCAUCGAAUAUUUUGAUGAACAGUGGAGCAACAACGAGUACCUUGACCGACUCUAUGUCAAAUAUAAAUUCCAAUAGAAGCGCUUCCACUGGAAUUACGACAGCCAGUCCGGUUGGGAUAUUCGAGCAACAGAAUCCGAUCAAUUCAAGUAGGCAUUAUUCCUCAAUCAGAGAGUGUGAUGAUGAAAAUGAUGAUGAAAAUCAAGAUAAUACUGAGAAUAAUGACGAAAACGACUAUGAAAAUGAAAAUGAAAAUGAAAAUGAAAAUGAAAUACAGCAAGGUACAAGUGAUCACUCAGAUCUUGAUAUGGUGAUUGAUGAAUGAAGUUAUUAUAAAUACUAAUACAGUUACGAAAUCUAUUUACAAAUUAAUGAAACUAUUCUUCUACUUCAAUAUGUUUUACCUUCCUCAUGUAGUCAACUUUUGCAGUUUGUAAAUGGAUAGCAGGAAUCAUCCAUUUACCACAGGAACAUCUUGAGCCUUUCCAACUAUAUCCACCUACUUUUGCUUCACACUUUGGGCACAAAAAUCUACCUUCAAGCUCCCCUUUGCCCUGCAAUUCAACCUUCAUCCAACUAACUGGUUCCCUCAUAAAAUGAUGAGAACAAGUUUUCGAAGCUUCUUGUUUUGAAAUAAUUCUUCUUGAAUGA